Monoraphidium neglectum is the source of this 882-nucleotide messenger RNA. RefSeq lists its product as hypothetical. Bases 1 to 882 code for a protein of 293 amino acids. The record is from RefSeq and is a predicted model, not a curated record. The transcript has 5 exons. NCBI's taxonomy places the organism in Eukaryota, Viridiplantae, Chlorophyta, Chlorophyceae, Sphaeropleales, Selenastraceae. Gene Ontology annotation, molecular function: iron ion binding.
AUGCUCGGAGCCCCUGCCGUUUCGGCACAGGCUGCCAAUGAGCACACCGCACGGCUGGCAGCGUCGCCAUCAGCGCCGCGCCGGGGCGCCGCGUCCUCACGCCCAUGCCCUCGCGCGCCGCGGCGACCCCGGCUGACCCUUGCGAGGGCAGCCGGGCCCCUGGAUGGCGCCGCGGCCACGCAGCUGCGGCAGGCUGGGCCGGGAACGCCUGCGCCCAGCUACGCAGAAAUCGACGCCCAGCCGCUCAACCGCGUCGUGAUGGCGCUGUUUCGUCGCAAGAUGGUGGAGUCCAUCGGCAGCGACUCGCAGCUGCAAGGCUACCCCGCCAUCAUCGACCUCACGCGGCGCCUCAACCGCCAGUACCAGACCGCGCGCGACACGCAGCUCGCGACGCGCCGCAUCCUGAACAGCCUGUUCCCCUCGUGGCUGCCGGGCGCCUUCAAGGUCAUGUUCUCGGCGCCGCUGCCGGCCUUCUCGUGCCGCCUCAACGCGCUGGCCACGGCGCUGACGUGCCAGUGGCUGAUGGGGCCGUGCAAAGUCAACGACGUCGAACUCGACAGCGGCGAGGUGGGCAGCGGCAUGGGCGUGCUGGUGGAGCGCUGUCGAUACCUGGAAGAGGCGGGCUGCGCGUCCAUCUGCAUCAACAGCUGCAAGGUCCCGACGCAGGAGUUUUUUGAGAAGGACAUGGGCCUUCCCCUGACAAUGACCCCAAACUACGAGGACUUUUCCUGCCAGUUUGCUUUCGGCAAGACGCCGCUGCCGCAGUCGCAGGACGAGGCGUUCUCAACGCCCUGCUUCACGCAGUGCCCCUCCAAAAAGCGGACGUUCUCAGACGGCGGCGCCGGCAGACCAGGAGACUGCCCCAACGUGGCAGUGCGCUGA